Molecule: messenger RNA, 1239 nt
Organism: Angiostrongylus costaricensis
Lineage: Eukaryota; Metazoa; Nematoda; Chromadorea; Rhabditida; Metastrongylidae
Source: the annotation of a GenBank genome assembly
CUUUUCAGACACAAGCAUGAAUUCGAAUCCGGUCGUACCUCUUCUGUUGGUAACGACAUACUUGGUUUUGACGUACACGGCGAGGUAGUUAAUAAACCUGAUCCACACAAUAACAAACUCGAUUGGGUUCAGAUAAGCAGGAAAUGCAGCAAACUGAUUACUUUUAUUGACUUGGCCGGACACGAGAAGUACUUAAAAACUACGAUAUUUGGAAUGACGGGGCAUAUGCCUGACUAUACAAUGCUUAUGGUUGGAGCAAAUAUGGGUAUUAUUGGGACUACGAAAGAGCACCUUUCACUUGCACUUUCACUCUCUGUUCCAGUGUUUAUCGUCGUCACCAAGAUAGACAUGUGUCCACCACAAAUUUUGGAAGAAACGAUGAAAAAUAUUGGCCGAUUAGUUAAAAGCGCUGGGGCUCGAAAACUUCCCGUAAUGGUCCGUAAUACAAAUGAUGUCAUCCAUGCGGCUGUAAAUUUUCCGAGCAAACGGGUGUGUCCAAUAUUCCAAGUAUCCAAUGUUGAGGGAACAAAUCUCGACCUCCUUCGACAGUUCCUAAACAUUGUCCCGUUACGCCGAACUCUAUGUGAACAUGAUCCUGCGCACUUCCAAAUUGACGACGUAUAUUGGGUAGAGGGAGUUGGAACGGUCGUUUCUGGGACUGUAUUGGCAGGAAAUAUUAAAGUCGGCGAUACACUUCUCCUUGGGCCGAAUUCUGUUGGAGAAUUUGUCCCAUUGCCAGUGAAGUCCAUUCAUCGAAAACGCAUGCCAGUUUCUAGUGUUCGAUGUAGCCAGACCGCAUCAUUCGCACUAAGAAAAAUCACAAAACGUGAAGUAAGGAAAGGAAUGGUCAUGGUGGAUCCUCGUUUAAACCCUGUUUCCAGCAUGAUGUUUGAAGCCGAGAUUUUGAUAUUGCAUCAUCCAACUACUAUCAAGCCUAAUUAUCAGGCAAUGUUGCAUAUUGGAUCUAUUAGGCAGACCGCGACACUGGUUAGCAUGACAAAGGAAGUUUUGCGCACUGGAGAUCGUGAUCGUGUAACGUUCAGAUUUAUUCGUCUGCCUGAGUAUAUUCGAACAGGCACUCGUAUGGUGUUUCGCGAAGGACGUACGAAAGCCGUUGGAACAGUGGUGAAUGUUAUACCACAGACAACGCUAGCUCAACAAAGGGCAAAGCUUAAGGACAAAACCAACCGAACAUGUAUGUUUCGUAACGUUCUUUUCAGAGAGAAGUUUCGUUUUUAG